This is a messenger RNA of Triticum aestivum (bread wheat), 1801 nucleotides long. Its product is annotated as F-box/kelch-repeat protein At1g30090. Gene Ontology annotation, molecular function: protein binding. The record is from RefSeq and is a predicted model, not a curated record. The transcript has 2 exons. Bases 398 to 1594 code for a protein of 398 amino acids. Lineage: Eukaryota; Viridiplantae; Streptophyta; Magnoliopsida; Poales; Poaceae.
GGGGGUAGGCCGUCCAACGGAUGGUGGGACCCGGUCGCCGAACAAGGUGUUGAAAGUGCAGACGACGGGGAAAGGUUCAGCUCAGCCGCUUUGCCGACCCUCUGCUUUUGUUUGGGUUCGACGCUGCCUCUGUUUUUUUGUGGCUAAAAGGAGCAGUAUCGGCUAGUGGAAAGCAAGCACGAUGGCAGGGAGAUUUUUGCCCCUCCUCCUGCAGACGUCUCCUCCUUGAAUCAGACACACCACGCCACACCACCAGGCAGGAAAAGGAGGCAGGAGAAGAGAAGGCUCUCCUCCUUGUAGCAGGCAUCAUCGGUUCUAUCAGCAAGCAAUUCAGGUUGGCAGGGCGCAAAGAAAUUGGGGAUUUUUCCCUGUGCAGUCAGUGUUCUUGGAGACGGGCAUGCGCCGCGUUCGAGUCUCGUCUCACCACUCUCCGGUCCAGAAGCUGGGCGAUUCCGACAUGAAGCUGACGCCCAGGUUCCGGCUCGCCGGCACCACCUCACCGUCCUCAACCGAACCGGAGCAGCAACCUCCAUGGGAGACGCCCCUCAUCCCGGGCCUCCCGGACGACGCGGCGCUCAACUGCCUCCUCCGGCUGCCCGUGGAGGCCCACGGCGCCUGCAGGCUCGUGUGCCGCCGCUGGCGCCACCUGCUGGCCGACAAGGCGCGCUUCUUCACGCACCGCAAGGCCAUGGGCCUCCGCUCGCCCUGGCUCUUCACGCUCGCCUUCCACCGCUGCACGGGCAAGAUCCAGUGGAAGGUGCUGGACCUCGACUCCCUCGCCUGGCACGCCAUCCCCGGCAUGCCCUGCCGGGACCGGGCCUGCCCCCGCGGCUUCGGCUGCAUCGCCGUCCCCGGCGAGGACGCCGCCCACCUGCUCGUCUGCGGCGGGCUCGUCUCCGACAUGGACUGCCCGCUGCACCUGGUGCUGAAGUACGACGUUUGCAAGAACCGCUGGACCGUCGUGCCCCGGAUGCUCUCGGCGCGCUCCUUCUUCGCCGGCGGCGUCAUCGACGGCCGCGUGUACGUCGCCGGGGGAUACAGCACGGACCAGUUCGAGCUGGACUCGGCGGAGGUCCUCGACCCGGUGAACGGCGUGUGGCAGCCGAUCGCCAGCAUGGGCGCCAACAUGGCCUCCUCGGACUCCGCCGUCGUCGGCGGCAGGCUCUACGUCACCGAGGGCUGCGCGUGGCCCUUCUUCUCGUCGCCGAGAGGGCAGGUGUACGACCCCAAGGCCGACCGCUGGGAGGCGAUGCCGGCCGGGAUGCGCGAGGGGUGGACGGGGCUCAGCGUGGUCAUCGACGGACGCCUCUUCGUCAUCUCCGAGUACGAGAGGAUGAAGGUGAAGGUCUACGAUCCGGAGACGGAUUCCUGGGAUCCUGUGGACGGGCCUCCCAUGCCCGAGCGGAUCAUGAAGCCUCUGUCCGUGAGCUGCCUGGAGAGCAAGAUCGUCGUCGUCGGCCGUGGUCUCCAUGUGGUCAUCGGCCAUGUCAAGAAGCAAUCUUCUUGUGAUUACUUGGUUCGUUGGCAGGAUGUGGAGGUUCCCAGGGCGUUCAGCGAUCUCACGCCUUCAAGCAGUCAGAUUCUACAUGCUUAACUCUUCUGCCUCUAGAAUAAAUAAAAGCUCUCUUAAUCUGCCAAAAGAAAAGCCCUGUUUGAUGCUUCUGUAUGUUAUUGUUAUUAGUAGACUCUUUCUUGCUGUCAUCUUGUAUAAUCUGCAAAUGAUGAUGUAUCGGUAAAGAAACAAUUCGAGACUGUACUAGAUGUUUCUGGGUACUGAACUAAACUGAACUGUUGCAUUUCA